CCCGCCAUCACGCUGGAGGAGGGGCUGCGUUGGGUACCCCCGGAGCGGCGAGCUAAGGCCAGGGUGCUGGACGUGGCCGCUGGGACGGGCUGCGUGGGCCGCGAACUCCACCGGGAAGGCUUCAGGCACAUAGACGCUGUGGACCCGUCGGAGGGCAUGAUGAAGCAGCGGGAGACUGGCAUCUAUACCAACGACUUCCUGGAGUUUUUCGGCAGCGGACACUCCACCGUGCCCAAAGACACAUACGACCUGGUGGUCACCUCGGGCGGUAUGGGCGAAGGUCACAUCUCACACAGUGGCCUCGACGACGUUGUGCGCGUCGCAAAGAACGGAGGCUUCGUGAUCAUCGUGAUGCGCCAUGAGUUCCUACAGACCGUGCCUUCCUACAAGGACAAGCUGGAGCCUUACAUGGACCAGCUGGAGGCGGACGGGAAGUGGAAGAAGGUGGAGCGGCGCAUCGUCCCAAACUAUUUCUGUGACAAGGAGGGUCUCGUCUUCGUCUUCCGCAUCAAUAAGCCUGAGUGAGGAGGAAGAGGAGGGAAGGGAAAGGAGGGAGAUGAAGAGGAGGAGUUAUAGUGGUGCUGUGCCAAGGCCGUCUCUGUGUAACAGCCUUGGCUCUCGUCGCGGCACCCGAGACUGAGGUGUGAAUUAUCGUGGUAUCAUGGCGUCUACGAUGUUAUAUGAUAGUCUACGCAUAGGGCACAUUUGUCUGUAUUAAUCAUAUUAUUGAAAUUGUCGUAAAAAUCUGUUUUAGUUUAUAAGACUGAGGCUGCAGAAUCCUUAACCUCAGACCUUGCUAUCAUCUCCGAUUGGGAUAAAAGGAACCUUUGGGUUUUUGUGUCCUUCAAUGCCUCAAAAACCCAAUUUAUCCACCUUUCAACUCGACACAAUCUUCCAAACACCUAUCCCCUAUUCUUCAACUACACUCAGCUGUCACCUUAUAAUUCUUCAGAACUAAAUAUCCUCGGUCUAUCCUUAACUCAAAAUCUUAACUGGAAACUUCUCAUAUCUUCUCUCACUAAAUCAGCUUCCUCGAGGUUGGGCGUUCUGUAUCGUCUCCUCCAGUUCUUCUGCCCCGCACCGCUGCUAUCCAUAUACAAGGGCCUUGUCCGCCCUCGUAUGGAGUAUGCAUCGCACGUGUGGGGGGCUCCACCCACACAGCUCUUCUCUAUCUUUCGGCCACUCCUCUGUUGUAAAAAAAAAAUUAGGUCGCUGAUUAUGUAGAUGUAUGUGUGUGUGCAUGUGUAAUGGCAAGUUGCCAGAACACGAUAACGAAGACCUCAGACUCGUGUGCUGCGACUAUAGUAUACGUUUAGGAAUGCUUGGUCUGGGUCUUGGGGUCUUGAUGAUGUACAGACAUGUGUAUAUAUAUAAUAAACGGGUGCCUACUUCCCCUCAGAAUCAUGUUAAUCUUUGUUUGUUUCUCAAGUUAAUUUAAGUGAUUACUCAUCCUAAUUUUAAAUGCGUCUGCUGUUCCUAAUUUAUAAUGCGUCUGCUGUUCCUAAUUUAUAAUGCAUCUGCUGUUCCUAAUUUUAAAAGCGUCUGCUGUUCCUAAUUUAUAAUGCGUCUGCUGUUCCUAAUUUAUAAUGCAUCUGCUGUUCCUAAUUUUAAAAGCGUCUGCUGUUCCUAAUUUAUAAUGCGUCUGCUGUUCCUAAUUUAUAAUGCGUCUGCUGUUCCUAAUUUUAAAAGCGUCUGCUGUUCCUAAUUUUAAAAGCGUCUGCUGUAGCCCUACGUGGCGCAAUGCAGAGGAAGUUAACUUAUUUAAUCUGAAAGUAAAGUGAAAUGAUCAGCAAUUUAAGUUAAGUAACAGAGCAGUGAAUUAUAUGUGGCAGUGAGCAUGUGGAAGGAUGAGAUGGAACGAGAGAACAAAGAUUAACGAAAAUAAUAAAAACUCUCGCUCCCAUCCCUCCCUCCUCCAUACUUCCUUCCUCGAACAGAGUCGUCCGCCGCUGGAACAGCCUCCCCGCAGAAGUAGUCAGUGC
Eriocheir sinensis (Chinese mitten crab) is the source of this 1982-nucleotide messenger RNA. RefSeq lists its product as uncharacterized. Bases 157 to 525 code for a protein of 122 amino acids. The transcript has 5 exons. The record is from RefSeq and is a predicted model, not a curated record. NCBI's taxonomy places the organism in Eukaryota, Metazoa, Arthropoda, Malacostraca, Decapoda, Varunidae.